Messenger RNA from Phytophthora infestans T30-4, 657 nucleotides. RefSeq lists its product as uncharacterized. The record is from RefSeq and is a predicted model, not a curated record. The transcript is spliced from 5 exons. The coding region runs from base 1 to 657 and encodes 218 amino acids. Lineage: Eukaryota; Oomycota; Peronosporomycetes; Peronosporales; Peronosporaceae.
AUGCCUUCCAAGCGUAUCCAGCCCCAGUGGACAUUUCUUGCACUAGCGUAUUCUGCCAGCGAUGCCGUAAUUCGGAUUGAGUCAAUGAAGUAUUCCAGGAUAGCAAAGAGUGCGCUGCAGCCUUGCAGCGUCUAUCACAUGGCCGCGCCACACAAAAUGCGCGUGAGGGAGCGUCUUUGCCGAGCCAAGACGUGCAAGGAAGUUGCAGGGGACGGAAAACCGUGGGUUGGGCGGGGAUCGGACGAGGACCUGUUUCUUGUGGGCAUCACUACCAAGAAUCUCCUACGAAAGGCCGCACGUGACCCCUCGUCCUUCGUCAUUCACAUGGACGCAGCGUUCAAGCUGUCUCAAGAUUGUGUAAUGCGUUCUAGCGUGCGUUUGACCUCGGCACUACGCGGCUUCGACUCCGGGCUUAAGCGAGCUUAUCGUGCUCGGUGUGAGGGUGGCUGGUGCCUUAAUCCUCAUCCUCGGCGUGUCACGUCAGCUGCGACUUUCUUCUCGCUGAUCGUGACAGCUUCUUUCGCUACUGCGGACAUCGCAGCACACGCCAUCGCAGACUACAACACCUCAGCAACCGCAGCGACCUCGAUCACGUCGCCUACGUCAACAACGUCCGUCGUCUCGGGCUCGGUCGCGGGCACCAACGGUCUCUUGUAG